Molecule: messenger RNA, 1921 nt
Organism: Girardinichthys multiradiatus
Lineage: Eukaryota; Metazoa; Chordata; Actinopteri; Cyprinodontiformes; Goodeidae
Gene: atp6v1h
Product: ATPase H+ transporting V1 subunit H
Exons: 14
Coding region: 173-1627 (484 amino acids)
Biological process (GO): proton transmembrane transport
Cellular component (GO): lysosomal membrane; vacuolar proton-transporting V-type ATPase, V1 domain
Molecular function (GO): proton-transporting ATPase activity, rotational mechanism
Source: RefSeq, a predicted model, not a curated record
AAAUAGUGGUGCAGACUGAGGAGCAUGUGACCUGACCGAGUGAUUGUCACAUGACAUGUCGUGACGCCGUGUUGUAGUCGGUCAGCUGUUAGCCUAGCACAGUACAGUACAGCAGUGCGGAACAGCUGUUGUGUUUUUAUCUAAUCGCAUUCUAUAAAGAAUCCAGGACAAAAUGGAUAUCCGUGGGGCUGUGGACGCUGCAGUCCCAACCAACAUCAUUGCUGCAAAAGCAGCUGAAGUUCGGGCUAAUCUGGUCAACUGGCAGUCUUAUCUUCAGAGUCAGAUGAUCUCUACAGAGGACUGUGAGUUCAUCAAGAAGUUUGAAAAGGCCACCUCUGAAGAGAAACAAGUCAUUUUGACCCAAGAGGGGCACCAGUGUGCCAAGACGUUUCUGAACCUGAUGGCCCAUAUCUCUAAGGAGCAGACAGUCCAGUACAUCUUGACUCUGAUUGAUGACACUCUGCAGGAGAACCAUCAGAGAGUGAACAUCUUCUUCGAUUAUGCCAAAAAGACAAAAAACACUGCCUGGUCCUACUUCCUUCCAAUGCUCAAUCGUCAGGACCUAUUUACUGUUCAUAUGGCUGCAAGGAUCAUCGCUAAACUGGCUGCCUGGGGGCGGGACCUGAUGGAGGGAAGUGAUCUGAACUACUACUUCAACUGGAUUAAAAGCCAACUGAGUUCACAGAAUCUACAUGGUUCAGGUCCAGAAACAGGCACAGGAGCAGGGACGAUUUCCCCCAGUGAAAGCUCUCAGUACGUUCAGUGUGUGGCUGGCUGUCUUCAGCUGAUGCUGAGGGUCAAUGAAUACAGGUUUGCCUGGGUCGAAGCUGAUGGAGUCAACUGCAUCACAGCAGUUCUGAGCAACAAGUGUGGCUUCCAGCUUCAGUACCAGAUGAUCUUCUGUAUAUGGCUCCUGGCCUUCAGUCCUCAGCUUUGUGAACAGUUGAGACGCUACAACGUAGUCCCCGCCCUAUCCGACAUCCUUCAGGAGUCUGUUAAGGAGAAGGUCACUCGAAUCAUUCUGGCUGCCUUCAGGAAUCUGCUGGAGAAGUCUGCUGAGAGGGAGACUCAUCAGGAAUACGCUCUGGCCAUGAUUCAGUGCAAGGUGCUGAAACAGCUGGAAAAUCUUGAACAGCAGAAGUAUGACGACGAGGAUAUAACCGACGACAUUAAGUUCCUGCUUGAGAAGCUGGGAGAGAGUGUGCAGGAUCUUAGCUCCUUUGAUGAGUACAGCUCUGAGCUCAAGUCUGGCCGUCUGGAAUGGAGUCCUGUCCAUAAGUCGGAGAAAUUCUGGCGUGAAAACGCUGUCCGCCUGAAUGAGAAGAACUACGAGCUUCUCAAGAUCUUGACGCAUCUGUUGGAAGUUUCCGAUGACCCUCAAGUUAUAGCUGUGGCAGCUCAUGAUGUUGGAGAGUAUGUGCGACAUUAUCCACGUGGUAAACGGGUGAUUGAGCAGCUGGGUGGAAAACAGCUGGUGAUGAAUCACAUGCACCAUGAAGACCAGCUAGUCCGUUACAAUGCCCUGUUGGCUGUGCAGAAGCUGAUGGUGCAUAACUGGGAGUACCUUGGCAGACAGCUGCAGUCCUCUGACCAGCAGCAGGCCCCGGCUGUGGCAGCCCGAAGCUGAACUCUUCAUCUGCAUGUGUGUUUAUAUGUUAUUGUGUGGAUGAGUUGAACUGCACUGUAAUCAGUUUCGCAUUUUGUGUAAUGAAUUAGAAAAACGUCUAACUUCAUGGUUCCUUCUUCCAGCCGCGCCUCCCACGAUCCUCGAUGUGAACUGAUUUAACUGUUGUUUCAUGUUGUGACCUCCGCUUAGUGAUGUGUGGUGAUUGAAUUUGCACUUUGUCUGUGAUGUACAAAACUGCAAUAUAUUUAAGUCUUGUAAAACAUUCUAUGAAUCCCAAUAAAGAUGUUUACCUGA